AUGUUCCUUCUCGAUGCUCUUGCACAAACUGAAUAUUCAGUUUGGUGGUGGUGCUGUUCAUUACUCGGAGCGACCAUGCUCAGUAUUCUUUUCUGUGUGGUCCUCAAACGGUAUUGUAAUGGACCCAUGCUUCCCGAUGAGUUAGCCAAUUCUAAGGAAUCUCUUGUUGGAAGAGUGGUAGUCAUUACAGGAGUCUCUCCGAAUGGCAUUGGAUAUGAAACGACUCGAGUGUUGAUGGAACGAGGUGCUACCAUCGUGAUGGCUGUUCGUGAUGUUGAUAAGGGAAAACACACUCGACAAACAUUGUUGGAAUCAAUUGUCAAUGAAACGAAACGAUCAAUGGCAAAGGUUUAUGUCAUGCAUUGUGAUUUGAAUGAUUUGGAUAGUGUGGCUAGUUUUUGUGAAGAUUUUAGAAAUGAUUUUAAAGAGAGAUGUCACAUGUUGAUUUUGAAUGCUGGAAUUUAUGAACCAAAUCCUUCCAUGACAAAACAAAAAAUUGAAUCAAAUUUUGGAGUGAAUCAUUUAGCUCACUUCUUAAUGACAUGUCUCUUGUACGACAUUUUGAUCAAAUGCAGAGCCAGAGUCAUUGUAUUAACAUCCAUACUUCAUGAAUAUUACCAUCCCCAUCUCGAAAUGUUCAAAGAACCAAAAUUAUUCCUCAACAAUAAUGGCUCUAAAAUCAAAGAGGACAUGUACAGCCGAUCGAAAUUUGCAAAUAUUCUCUUUUGUAAGAAACUGGAUCGAAUGUUUGAAGAAGCUACUUGCUCCGAUCCUUCUUCUCCAACGUUAUCCACAUCGGAUCGAGCUCAUUGUUAUUGUGUGCAUCCAGGAUUGGUCUCUACCAACAUUACACAACGAAUUACCAAUCCAUUUUCACUUGUCUUUUACAAAGUUAUUGGAAAAUUAAUUUCUAAGGAUGUUGUUCAUGGAGCUCAAACCACCUUGUAUUGUGCUCUUCAGAAACCAUCCUUGUUGCAAGGAGGUGGUUAUUAUGCAGAUUGUGCAGAUCGAAGACCACACCGAUUGGCAAUUUCCUCAAAUAUGCAAGAUGAUUUGUGGCAAUUGAGUUUGAAUUUAUGUAAAAAGUAUAUUCCUGAAGAAAGUGAUGAUGAAGCUGUGCAAUUGUAA
Naegleria lovaniensis is the source of this 1128-nucleotide messenger RNA. RefSeq lists its product as uncharacterized. The record is from RefSeq and is a predicted model, not a curated record. The transcript has 2 exons. The coding region runs from base 1 to 1128 and encodes 375 amino acids. Lineage: Eukaryota; Heterolobosea; Eutetramitea; Acrasida; Naegleriidae.